Raphanus sativus (radish) is the source of this 516-nucleotide messenger RNA. RefSeq lists its product as uncharacterized. The transcript has 2 exons. Lineage: Eukaryota; Viridiplantae; Streptophyta; Magnoliopsida; Brassicales; Brassicaceae. The coding region runs from base 106 to 321 and encodes 71 amino acids. The record is from RefSeq and is a predicted model, not a curated record.
CGGGAUCGACCAGAGCUGCCUCCAACUACUAACCACAGGUCUCCUCCACAGUCGUCGAAGAGGAAGGUGAAUCGAGAAAAGCGAAAGAAGAAGAAGAAGAAGAAGAUGGGAGGAGGAAUGGAGACGAACAAGAACAAGUUCAUCGAGGAUUGGGGAUCCGCUAGGGAGAAUCUCGAGCACAACUUCCGAUGGACACGUCGCAACUUCGCUCUCAUCGGAAUCUUCGGCAUCGCCCUCCCCAUCAUCGUCUACAAGGGCAUCGUCAAAGAUUUCCAUAUGCAAGACGAAGAUGCAGGCAGACCACACAGGAAGUUCCUAUGAGCUUGUUUGCGACAACACUCUCUUCUGCAAAAUGUCUCAGCUGUGUGAAGUUUUCAAGAAGCUGAUGCUAUCACUCUCCUUUCUUUCUUUUUUUUUGCAUUUUAUCCAGAAUAAAAGAACAACAUCUGAAGGAUUAUAAUUGCUGUUUCGAAAAGUUUGUUUUGAUUGGCAAAUAAAAAAACUUAAGUUCGCCCA